GUUAGAGAGAAUCGGAGAAAAAGUUUCGAGAGAAGCUUUAGAUAAAUUGAUUCUGUCGCAUUCGAGUAUUACAACUUGUGUCUGUGACGUGAGCGAGUGAGGACAAUUUACUGUGACGUCAUAAUAGCCAGCAAUAUAGGGGUGGAAGGUGAAUACCCCGCUCUACAAGCGGAGAAUUUCGAAAUUUCAAACCUGGAUCCCGGAUACUCGCCGCCGUUGGCGGACGACUCAAGGUCGGGGUCGUUCACAAGUUUUAUGAACGAAUCAUUCGCCAUUUUCGGUCAGGACGAGAAACUGGGAGCAAAGAUGGCGGACCCUCAUGGAGGCUGCGUGUCGGCCUCGCUUAAUUGCGACCCGCCGCAUCCCUCUAUGCGUAGGAUGUGGCUCCCCUAUACACGACCAAUACAUACUACGUGUCGCUCCCAACCUUGAGUGGCAUGCUGGUUGCUUAAAAUGCGCUGAUUGUGGUCAAUACUUGGACGAGACGUGCACGUGUUUUGUAAGGGAUGGGAAAACGUAUUGUAAACGGGAUUACACAAGGUUAUUCGGAACAAAAUGCAACAAGUGUGGUCUCUGCUUCAGUAAGAACGACUUUGUAAUGCGAGCCAGAGACAAGAUAUAUCACAUACAAUGUUUUAAGUGUGUGGCUUGUAGCAGGCAGUUAAUACCAGGGGACGAAUUCGCUCUAAGAGACGACGGUUUGUUCUGCAAAGCUGACCAUGAAGUUGCAACAUCCGGGGACAUGAUGGUUCACGACGGCCACAUGAUUCCGGGAAUUCCCCAAACCCCGAACCCUCAAGGGGUCAUCAGCCCUCAAAUGGGGGGCGAGAGGGUGAUCAGCCAUCGGUCGGGUGGGCACAGUGGGGGGCAAAGGCGAAGCAAAGAUGCGAAGACGACGCGAGUUAGGACAGUGCUCAACGAGAAACAACUCCACACGCUUAGAACUUGUUACGCGGCCAACUGUCGACCUGACGCUCUAAUGAAAGAACAACUCACAGAAAUGACUGGACUAUCUUCGCGUGUAAUAAGGGUUUGGUUCCAAAACAAAAGAUGCAAAGACAAGAAACGUUCCAUAGCUUUGAAACAAAUCCAGGAGCAGCAAGCGAAGCAACAGCAUAAUAACGAACAGGGUAAUAACGUCCAGGGUUUAUCAGGGAUGAACGGAGUCCCCAUGGUUGCAUCAGAACCUGUAAGAAACGACAACUCAGUUAGUGUAGCUCCUGUUGAAGUGAGGAACUACCAGCAACCAGCUUGGAAAGCACUCAGCGACUUUGCUCUUCAAAGCGAAAUAGAACAACCGGCCUUCCAACAACUGAUGAACAACUUUUCCGAUCAAGGUCAAGGCUCGAUAUCCGAUUCGUCCGAAAUCAGUAGCAUUCCUUCAGUUUCCUCAGCCAGCAUGGAUUCGACCACAUGUUCCACCCCGCACACAGUCGAAUCAACUGUACCGGCGUGUAGCUAACACGACAAACAAUUACAAACAUUCAUCAUACGUUUGUGUAGAUUCGUAGUUUUUGUUAGACCCGCAAUAUUGUCCCAUCUGCAAAAUGCAACCAAAGAAGAAAAUAUUCUUCUGGCAACUAACUUAUAUAAGCUGCUUAAAACUUAAGCGGCAAAUUGUUUCCUUCCCGGAUCUUACACACAAGCCAUAGGCAGUGUUGCCGAGUAUUUAACGCAGUGUUGCCGAUUGUUCCAAUUUUUGUGUUCCCAAGUAAUAUAAACCACGUCAUUAUGACGUCACAAAAAUGACGUAGUUCCACGUCACAAUCAAACCAACAAGCACAAUCAACAAAAGACAAAUCUCGUUAUUUUUAGAUACGGUGCGUAGUAUGCAUGUCGUCUUAUAUUUUGUCUCAUUGUGGUCGCAAUUUACAAAAUAAAAUCAAAAA
Molecule: messenger RNA, 1889 nt
Organism: Ciona intestinalis (vase tunicate)
Lineage: Eukaryota; Metazoa; Chordata; Ascidiacea; Phlebobranchia; Cionidae
Source: RefSeq